AUGCCAGACAAUUUGGUUAAAGGAAAGUCACUUUGGGAGCUAUACCACACCAUUGAACAGGCAAUGUUUAAAAUGAAGCCAACUAAUUAUAUACAUAAAAAACUUAUUUAUUUAAUGAAAGAUAAUACACAAUCAGUUGCAGUUAGACUUGCUGCAUAUGAUAUUUUAGUUCAUCUAUUCAGUGAUGAUGAAUUAGCUCAGGACAUAGCUAUACUACUUAGAGAAGAGAAGAGCAGUCAAAUUAAAUGUUAUAUAGCAUCAGAUAUUCAAAAAUUGGAAGAAAACUAUGGAUCAAAUAGGAGAAGGUUAUGGUACCUCGGUAUACGUCUGNUUAUAUCACUGAAGCUAAAUAAAUAUUAUAACUUAUUUGAAUAUGGAAUAUCACUCAAAAAUUGGGAAGAAUUUGGAAUUUGGUUAAGGAGACAGCUUGCUGAUAUAGAUAUAAAUUAUGCACGCUGGUUGGUAAACAAUUUUGUUGAAAUUGUCCAGAAAUUAGGCAUAAAAGGACUUAUUCCUAUAGUAUCUAGUUAUGGGAGUGAGAGAUUAUCUUUUGUGUAUCCUGACCAAAAAGUUGCAGAAAAUUUAAGGAAAUUGGUCAUACAAUUUCUUGAAGUGAAUGCAAAACAAAAACCAUCAUUAGAAAUAUAUUUCAAGAUGUUUGGUAAUGAACUGGGUUUCGUUUCACUUAACAGUAUAUUCUCCUAUUUUGCCAAGCAGUAUCAAUGGAUGGCUAAUCAAGAUAUUGUGCAAUCCUUGCAUAAGGGUAUAACAUAUAACAUUACACGUCCUUUAAGAUUAAUUGAAGCUUAUCAUUUAGUACCAACAAUGAUGGGAUUACCACUCAAUUGGACAACUAACUGCACUUAUAUUAUAUCUCCUCGUGUAAAAAUUGAUGCCAAUGUUAGUCCAGGAGAACGAACUGAAAAUUUUCACAUUCUGUAUAGUGAGGAAUUCACUUUACAGAAUCGUAUGAUUCUUGAUUUUCCAAUGGUGACACAAAUUGGAGUUCAAGCAAAUACAUCCAUGCACACUUCUCUUAGUUAUGUAUUUACUCUUCAUCAUUCUGAUCGUCGUCAUUUACAUGAAAUAAUAUUUCAUAAACCAAAACAAGAACAAAAAUAUACAGAAUUCUAUCGUACAAAUCAUCAAAUUGAACAUGGUAUAUAUAAAGAGAUUCCUGAUAGGAAGUUUGAAAGAAAAGAGGAAACUCGCUGUACUUCUGAGAAUUUUAAUGAGCUGCUUGGUGUAAAAUUUUGUCAUUAUAAAACAUAUCCAAAAAUUCCUGAUGAAAUGAAACUAUCAGUUUUUAUGACUGGCAGAAUUGAAGAGAAAUUUAUUGCUCAGCCAUAUGAUAAAGAUUUGCAAUAUUAUAAAUUACAAAUAUUUAAUCCACCUACAAAUGAUAGAAAUAUUUAUGAUUUCAAAUUAAAAUUCAAAGCUCAAGGCACAAAGUAUACUAGGGAAACAAAUGUUGAUUUUAACUUUAAUAUGGAAACAAAAGAAGGCCAGUUUGAAGUAAUCAUACCAGAAUUACCAGAUUUGACAAUAUCUGCAAAACGUUCUAUAAUUAAUGAUGAAGAUGAAGAUGAAACUGGAAUAAAGCAUUAUUGGAUUUUACAUUUCAGUAAAAAUAAGAAAUAUGAAAUGAAUUAUAAUUUAAAAGAAAAGAUAGAAUCAAAAAUAAUACCAAAAGGAAGAGGGCAUGCAACCAAAGAAUUUAUAGCUAAAAUACGAGAAAGAACUAUUGAUUUGAGAACUCCUUAUAACACUUACCAAUGGAUAUCAAAAAUGAAUGUUCAAAAUCAUACAACAAAAGUGGAAGCACUUUUAUCUAUUGAAAAUUUGCAAGGCUACUGGAAUUGGCCAUCUAAUAUUCUACCCAGUACAUUUUGGGAAUCAGAUAAAAAAGCUUGGAUAAAGUUUGAAACAAAUUUAGAGAUGUCAAAGAUUGGACAUGGGCAAAUGAUUCAUGACAUUGUAAGUAUAAUUGAAACUCCCAAAAGAACUUUGCAAGUACUUACUCACAGAAUUCAAAUGCCUGGUCGUUAUAAAAUUAAUACAAAUUCAACUGUAACAGAAAAAUUAUCUGGCAACUGUUUAACUUUUAUGAAUGUUUCAUAUAAUGGCUGGAAAAGUGGAAACAGAGAUCAUCAAAGAGAUAUUCAUACAUUUGAUAUAGAAAUUCCACAAUAUUCAUGGAAUAUGCAUUUUGAAAGAGAUUCAAAUGAUUUUAAACACUUAUGGACACUUACGUUAUCAAGAAUAAAGAUGAUUCCAUUGAAUGAAAAUGGAGAAUCUUGUAUUGGAAGAUGGGAUUCAUCACAAAAUGAUAAUUUUGAUAUUCAGAAAUGGGAUGUCAAAUUUGAAGGAAAAAUGACACACAAGUUAUUAGAAGAUCAGUUAUUACCAGAGAAAUUUCGUCAAACUGAUUAUGUUCAUGAUAAAAAUCAAAAGUUUCCUGGAAUAGAAACACAUAUAGAUGUUUCUUUAGACUUUCCUUUUGAAAGUGGAACUGAAUCUUUAAAUGCUAGGGGAGAUAUUUUAAGAGUAUAUAAAAUGUUACCUACAGGUAGUGGUGUUCAAUGGUUUGAUUCAGAAGGUUCUGAAUUAUCAUUUACUCUAUUUAACACAAUCAAUAAUUUUCGAAGAGAAAUCAAAGCUGUUACUGGAAGCAGACAAACUUGGAUUAAUAAAUGGAUAAGUUAUAAUGAUAUCCUUUAUCGUGGAAAUGAUAAAAGAUCUGAAUACCAUAUGAAUUUUCUUUGGGGAGAAAAAGAAACUUGUGACUAUAUUGAUGUUAAGCAUAAAUUUGUUUCCUCCUAUUUUAACUUUGAUUCUGACUUUUUGUUUGAAUGCAAACCAGAAACUAAAGCUUAUCACUUAGAAUUCAAUGCAAAUUCCAACUCUCCUGAAUGGGAUAUGCUCAAUGUGAAUAUUAAAAAAUUAUUUCAUAUGGAACGUAAUUCAGAAGGUUGGGACUCAUUUAAUUUUAAUCAUCCAAAUCUUAGAAUAGAUGCUGAAGGAAAAUCUGGGAUAAACUCUGAAGGAUUUUAUUAUGAUAAAAAAUACAGCAUAAGGAGUCAGACUGAUAUCAUUCCAAAUGCAGAGAUAAAAUAUCAUUAUAAACUUCUAACAGCUUCUCGUUACAUAGAAUUAUCAAUUGAAUCCCCAGAAGAAGGACUUAGAUCUGCAAAUUGGAUUGUGGAUAUAUCUGGAGAUAAAAAAAAAUUUUCACUUACUGGAACGCACAUGCUCAUGAGAAAUCCUGAAAAAGUGUAUAAUCGUGGGAAAAUUUUACUGAAAUUAGUAACUCCAUUCAAGAUAUCAACAAAAGGCCAUGUAGAUUUAAAAUCAUUGUAUAAGUUUGGAAGAUGGCUUCAUUCUAAAAUAGAAAUACUGAAAACUAGAAUUCAUUCAGUUAAAAGAGAUCGUAAUCAUCCUAUUAAACAAAUUAUGAAAUCUCUUAGAAAAAUUACAAGAAGAGAGGAAGAAUAUUUUAAAAGAAUGUAUAGUCAGGCUGAAGAAAAUUUGAAAGAAAUUCGACAUCUUCUCAAUCCAUUUGUAGAACCUACUGUUGAAAUGCUUUAUAAUAUCAAAGAAAUAAUUAUUGUUAAUGCACAUCACUUAUUUUAUAACUAUGAAGCAUAUACAGUAGGAGGGCAGGCGAUAAAUCAAAUAGGAAUUCACGAAUAUAUGACUGAAGCAUUAGAAAACCUUCCAGAUGGAAUUGUUGAAGCAAUAAAAGUUAAUGUUGCCUCCCAUGAUGAAUAUGUAGUUAAGUUUCAUUAUUCAGGACCACAUUGGUUUCAAUGGCAAAGUCUUUCUGAGCUUCCUCGAUCAUGGGAAGGAACAUGGAGAAAUCCAGUGUUUCAACUUUUACCUCAAUUUCAUUUGGAAAAUCUAUUUAAAAGAAGAUAUAUAGUGCCACCAUUUUAUAAAACAGCAAUGAUAUUUGGUCCACUUCAUGUUUAUACUUUUGAUGGAAAAGUAUAUGAAUUUCCAAAAUAUCCCACACCUGAUUGUAUGUACUUACUGAUGCAUGACACUAGGGAAUCAUCAUUUUCUAUUAUGACUUCAGAAAAAACAAUUUAUUUGCUGUUUCCUGAGCUAACAAUUUCAAUAAAUUCUGAUAAAAAAAUUUAUGUGAAUAAUAGUCAUGAAGAGAGUGCUGUACCCAUUGAAUCUCCAAAUGGUAAAGUAUCAGUAACUCGUGAAGGGGAAAUUAUAGCAGUGAAUACUAUUGGACUGAAGGUUCUUUGUGAUACAAAAAGGAUGUUUUGCAUUUUUAUGUUGGAUCCAUUACAUCACAAUGGAAUUAUGGGAUUAUUAGGCAAUGCUGAUGGUGAACAUUACAAUGAUUUUAUGCUUGCUAAUGGUACAAUUGUUCAAACUGCAGCUGAAUUGGCUCAGGGAUAUGAAAUGAGUAAUCACAAAAUAUGUAGACAACUGCAAGAAAAAAUGAAACCAGAAUGGUCUAGUAAUAUACAUGAUCAGUGUUCAAAUACAUUUACACGUCACUUAUCGACAUGUGCAGUUUAUUUAGAUAUUGAUCAGGAAAUUUUUAAGGAAGCUUGCUAUUGGGAUGUUUCUGAAGGAAAUAAUGCAUGCUUUAGUCCAGAUGCUUUAGCUGGAUUUUGUACAGUUAAUGGAAUGAAAACAGAACCUUGCUCAUUUAAACCAAGAUGGUAUUUAAAAGUAGUUGAUUCUUUGCAUAAAUUAGAAGUUAUUGUUAUAAUGGAUCAACAUUAUUCCAUGUUUUCCCCUGGUUUAAAAGGCCUUGAAAGUUUAUUAGGAGCAGUUGAGGAUGAAUUCAGAAGUAACGGAUACAGUAGCAUACUUUACAGUUUAAUAGGAUUUGGUGGAAAGGGAAUUCGUGAAGAUCCACAUAUAAUAACACCAAAUACUGAUAUAUGGCAUGUUUAUAAAGAUAUUAUAUCAAUGGGACAGUUAUUGAAAUUUGAAGGGAAAAAAAGAGGUGAUGCUUUAGAAGCUGUAAAAUAUGCUACUACUAUCCUGCCUUUUGACAUGCAGUCUUCCAAAAUUAUUCUUUUGUUUACUGUAGAUGAUACAGAUACUAGAUACAGCAAUUUGAAAGUGCAAUAUCUUCAUCGACUCUUAGAGUCAUAUGCUAUUACACUUUAUACAUUUGCUGAUUUCUCUUCAAUUGAUAAGGGCAAGAAAGUAUUUGGGCUUAGAGCAGAUGGUCUUAUUUUUCCUCAAUCAAGAAGAGGAGAAUCUUUUAUGGAUUUUCCAAAGACUGAAAAAGCAAAAUUGACUUCCGGUACUCGUGGAUCUAUCUUUCUGAGAAAAUUUGCAGAAGCCAAUGAACCAUAUGCAUUUUACAAAAUUGCUGCAGAAGAAUUCUAUGCUAAAGUUAGGAAAGAAGUUUUGAAAACAAGAAAAUGUGAUUGGACAUUAAAUCAUUGGUGGGAUGUCCAGAAUAAAUGCCUUUUGGGUGAUUAACAUUUAGUUUAUUUUUGUUUUUGGAAGAUAAAAAUUUAUAAUUUUUUUUUUUUGACAAAAUUAAUCUCUCUUUAUAAAAAGAAAAUGCAUCAACUUUGAUAUGAAAACUGCUGUAUGAUAAGAAAAUAUGUAUUGUCAUCUGAUUUCAUAUUACAUAAUAAAAAUUCUCUAAAUUUUCUUUUUGUUAUGUAUUUAAAGAAAAUAUUUAAA
This is a messenger RNA of Centruroides sculpturatus (bark scorpion), 5673 nucleotides long. RefSeq lists its product as uncharacterized. Gene Ontology annotation, biological process: lipid transport. The record is from RefSeq and is a predicted model, not a curated record. The coding region runs from base 1 to 5463 and encodes 1820 amino acids. NCBI's taxonomy places the organism in Eukaryota, Metazoa, Arthropoda, Arachnida, Scorpiones, Buthidae. The transcript is spliced from 25 exons. Gene Ontology annotation, molecular function: lipid carrier activity.